AUGGACCUCUUGCAGAAAGCAGGCAAAUACCCCCCACCCCCCGGAACCACCGACAUCCUGGGCCCCGAGGCUGCUGGGAUCGUCGUCUCCAGCACCCUCUACAAAGAGGGUACUCCAGUCGCCUGUCUCUUACCUGGGGGCGGCUACGCGGAGUACGUGGCUGCUGACCCAGCCCUUUGCUUUCCAAUACCCUCAAAUCUCACUAUUAAAGAGGCAAGGGCCGCCUGCAUCCCGGAGAACUGGAUAACUGCAUAUCAGCUGCUUGAAGAAGUCGCAAGGCUCUCGGACUUCAAGGCGAACGGGGGCAAACCCUCCGGCAUAAAGCACGCCCUUGUGUACGCAGCUGGCUCAGGGGUUGGCGUGGCGCUGCUGCAGCUCUUUAGGGUUUUCAUUCCCUCAGUUUCUGUCAUUGCUGUUGCGGGUUCAAACGAGAAGCUGCAGAGGGUGAAGGAACUCGGUGCGGCGGUCUGUCUGAACUACAAAGAGUUGGGAGAUUCUCUUGGAGACGAAGUGCUCAAAGCAACGGGCGGCCAGGGAGUAGAUAUAGUGCUGGACUGCGUCGGAGCUUCUUUUGUAAACCAAACCCUCAAAAGCCUGAAGACGGAUGGAACGUGGGUGUUGUAUGGCUGCAUGGGGGGCCACCGCGCAAACCUCUCUUUUGGGGUUUUGCUGCAGCAGCGGCUGCGGCUUCUCAGCAGCACUUUGAGGAGCCGCUCUUCUCUUUAUUUAUCUUCUCUUGUCAGCAGAUUCAAAACAGAAGUUGUUCCUCUCUUCCAGCAGAACAAACUCAAGGUAAUAAUAGACGCGGAGUUUUCCCCCGAAGCUGCUGAAGAGGCCCACAAGCGCAUGCAGAGCAACAGCAACUUUGGCAAAGUUUUGAUUCUCAUGGACCCCCAACUCGCCUCUCUAAACCCUAAACCCUAA
Molecule: messenger RNA, 924 nt
Organism: Eimeria necatrix
Lineage: Eukaryota; Apicomplexa; Conoidasida; Eucoccidiorida; Eimeriidae
Product: quinone oxidoreductase, putative
Exons: 10
Coding region: 1-924 (307 amino acids)
Molecular function (GO): oxidoreductase activity
Source: RefSeq, a predicted model, not a curated record